AUGGCUCCCCGGAAAUGGACUUCUCCUGAACAGGAUGAAUGGUUAGCUCCUUGGUACGACAAGUACCGCGCAAAGCAAACUGAAAAAAAUAAAAACUGGCCGAACUUUUUCGCCGACUUGAACGAGACGUGGUUCAUUGCAUACCCAGAGCAAAGGCCGGCUAGUUUACCCCCUGUUGGACCAUUGACCCAAGAUGAGAUGCUUGUGAUGCAUAAGGCUUGUGAUGAGCGAAAAGAGAAAUUAAGAAACCGCUUCAAAAAUAGUCUUGGUACAACGAAAGCAGGACGGCAAGCAAAGGCCGAUGCUACAGAUGUCUUCAAAGUCGUAUUGCGGAGUGUCGCCGAAUCCGAGAAGCCAACACGUUCCCUUCAGGAAGUGGAGGCAUAUUCCAAGCUCUAUUACCAUACGCGUAUCAAGGCAACAGCUGACGAAGUACUGAAAGCUGAAGCAGAAUUACUGCAAGCAGAAAACAAGACACUUACGAAUGGAAAGCGUAUCGCCAUCGUGAAGCAGCACACAGCAAGCCUCUAUAGCGGAGAGACUGAUGAGGUUAAGGCGGAGGUACAGAGAUACAUCGAGAAUCAGAAGACUCGGACGCAGAAGGACAAUGAGGCGGGAACGUGGAGCGAAGAUGAUUAUGCAAGAAAUAUAGAAAAACUUGCCGCUAUUGCUAACAAGUUCCUCAAGGGGCUAGCGGAAGCCACUGGGUUCACAUUCUCCCUCCUGGCGGGUGGCCCUUCUCCAGAGUCCAGCGGCUCAAUUGACGUCUAUAGGCAUUUCGGAAAUGACUUCAGCAAGGCAUACCCUGAGUUUGAAACAGGUAUCAUGUCUCCAUUCAGAGACCAUCUGUAUCGAGUAUAUCCCGAUCUGGUGGAUUCAAGGGCACACCUAGGGAGUCCCGCGUCAUUGAACGAGGGUCCCACAUCGUUGAACGAGCUUGAGGGUCCCGCAUCGUUGAACGAGAGUCCUGUGUUGUUGUGGAAUGAGAUUGAGAUAGGAAGGGGUCUGGAGGAUGUGUCCCAACGACGAUCGGAUAUAUCAUCUGAUGGCAAUCACUCGGCAUUAAGCGGAAUGAAGGAUGCUGACAAAUCAGGUCAGACUUUUUCCAAUACGUCCGGCAGUACUACUAGUGGUCCAGACACCAACCUGCCGUUUGAUUCAGCUCAACAGAGCUCACUUGAUUUUUCUGAAAACUUGACUGGCGAUUGGAAUCUCGACGACACUUUUUGGACCGAUCUUGCUGCCAAGGUCGCAGCAUUUGAGGUGUCAGGUGGUGACAAUCCGGCCUUGCCGCACUUGCCUCCUUACCCACAUGCAGAGUCUACAUCUUCCCCAACCCCACAAUCACCCGAUGUUCCAGCGCCGCUGCCGCAUAUCCCGCACACCAUAUGUCACACAUCCCCUGCUACCUCAUCCCAUAUGGUCCCUGCAUCUCCAGAGGUUCCAGUACAGGCUGCGCAGUUCCCACUCCCUGCAUCUCCAGAGGUUCCAGUACAGGCUGCGCAGUUCCCGCACCAUGAUUCUCAGCCAGCGAGUCCUAUGGAGCCACGAUUACAGCCCUCACCCCCUCCCAUUUCCACUUUACCUGGACUCCCUUCCAACACACCAGUCAUCGCCAAGACAACAACGCAACCCUUACCGCACCAGUCAAAUGCGCUGUCUACCAGUGGUGUUGAACCCUCCCCUGAUGGCAACGAACAUUGUCAUCGCCGUAGGACUGGUCGGGUGUCCAUUCCCUCCAAGCGCAAUGCUGCCGCUAAUAGCAUUGGCGAAAAUGCACUGACUGUUUCCGGGAAGCAUGCCACGGCACGGGAACCUAGUACGUCCAGUCGCAAACAGAAGUAA
Molecule: messenger RNA, 1845 nt
Organism: Suillus clintonianus
Lineage: Eukaryota; Fungi; Basidiomycota; Agaricomycetes; Boletales; Suillaceae
Exons: 5
Coding region: 1-1845 (614 amino acids)
Source: RefSeq, a predicted model, not a curated record